GUGAGCAAAAACUGUCAUGGAGGGUUGUUUAAAGGUUCUGAAAACAUCGAAAAAUGAAUCUGAUCUCAUAAAAGAGUUAAAAAUUUUCAGCGAGGAUUAUCGUUCUACAUUCUCGUUCGAUGACACUGAUGUUUGUUCGCGAAGGGAGUUCAUAGACGCAAUUUUGAAGGAAUUGCUCGAUCGAAGUCAYAGCACAGAGUUYCAAGUGAAAKCACUCUCAGCUCUUCGUAUUUUAAGCCGUGAUAAAAAUGGUUUGGGUCUUUUGGUUUCUGAAUCUGCUUGUAAGACGCUGUUYAUCUUAGCAGGCUUAUAUGUUGAACCCGAAGARGAAAARAAGKCAGAAAAUGGCGAGGGUGAGACAUCUCACAAYGCUGAAGGSACCACAGCUGCAGUUUCAAAAGAACAACAAGUUGGGGGCCGUAAAACAAAACCGAUGGCGUCUGAUCGCAACGAGCAGAUUAUUAUGGACUUUCAGGCAACAAAGGACAAUAAAGAUACGAUUGUUGAGGCGUUGAAAUGCUUGUGCAACAUAUCAUUUCAGAAUAAAAUGGCACGGGAUCAUUGUAUGGCCUAUCAGAUCUCAGCUGGUCUUGUGAAACGRACCAAACUUUGGUUCAGUCGCGAUGAAAUUKCAUCUGACAUCAGCUAUUUUGAUUUGAGAAUGCUUUUCCUUCUUACAGCAUAUGAUCCUUCAGAGCGCAUCACAGUUGUCAAUCAUGGCGGCGUCUGCACACUGACUCAYUGYCUAGACACAGUUAUUCCAGGACAGACAGGCAGAGAUAGAGUGCAUGCUGCAGGUGCUAAUGAUGGAUGUGGAGAGGUGGAUUCUGAUUCAUUAGAAAAAAUGAGUGUCAUUCAGAGGUUUAUGAUAGAAAAAUCCCCACACACCUAUGACAUGGAUGAAGAACAAAUACGCUUGGCCAUUGAGACYUUAAAAGUACUGUUCAACAUWACAAUGGCAUUACCUAAAGAGCUGGAUAAUGACACAAUGGAACAUUAUGAAAGAGUAGCCCUUAUCAUAUGCAGUUUAUUUGCUCACAACAGAAAGAUAACACAUGGCUCAGAGAGUGUUCAUAACCAAGCAAUCAAUGUCCUGACUAGUUUGCCAAAGAAGUGCUUAAAGUUUAUGUACUGGAGAGUUCCAAAGUUGAUCAGUCGAGCUCUGAAAGCUCAUCAUGAUUUGAGCAUUAUAAGUCCAUCGUUUAGGCAGUACUAUUUGUGCUACAACAUGUAUUCAAUCCAUGCCAUAUUGAACAUCCUUGAUGAGAGAAUAACCCAUGAUGAAGAACAGGAUUCCCUUAUAUCUAUACUAAGUGCACUUUGCUGUGCAUCCAGAGGAAAUAGAAUCAUCAGAAAGUAUUUAAAGUUUGAGAUUCUACCACCUUUGGGUAAAGUCACUCACAAAAGGCCAGAGGAAGGGCAUAAGAUAAGGAACAAACUGGUGAAACUCAUGACCUCUCCUGUUACAGAUUUAGCUGAUCUGGCUGCAGAGUUUUUGUUCAUCUUGUGCAAGGAAAAUGCAGACAGGUUGAUUAAGUAUACUGGUUAUGGCAAUGCUGCAGGUUUGUUGGCCCGCAGGGGACUGUGUGUAAGGAGAGAUGAGGGAGAUUAUUCAUCCGAGGAAGAAGAUUCUGACACAGAAGAAUACUUGGAAGUCAAGGACCAGAUUGACCCAAUUCUAGGUGCAAUCCCUCACGAGAGGCCAAAUCCACUGGAUUCAAUGACAGAAGAAGAGAAGAUCGAAGAGGCUGAGAAAUUAAGAAAUUUGAUCAUUGAGCUAAAUAACCUUGGAGUUAUUAAAACAGCCAAGUUAGGACCAGAUGGGCGUCCUGUUGCAACAUCUAUCAGUGAAGAAACUGAUGAAGAGAGCUUGCUUUGUGUUCAGGGUGAAGACAACCAAGACAACAACUCAUCAAAGAAGGAAAAUAAAGAGUAAAUAAUAAAAGCAACCUGGGCAAAAACUGUUAACAAUGUGACUGUGACUGAAACUGUUCCAGAUUCUACAAAACUCAGAGAGACUUUGAAGAAGUUAUGUUUGACUUUUACCUUUGCUUUGCCUUCAUCAAAGUUUAUGGAUAAUGUUUCAACUGGUUUUGAAUGUGUGAUUCAGCACUUACAGAAGUAUCUGACUACCAUAACCGUAAUGUUUUAGAGCGGAUUUCACAUGACUGUGCAACAGCACGGAUCACAACACGGACACAGCUUGGCGCGGUCACAGAACCUUGCCUUCUAGGAUUCCAAAUAGAAAUAAAGAUUAAACAAUUCAUCACCGCUACGGCACGGUACGGUUACAGCGCGAAAGUAUCAUGUUUUUUGCCGUCAUACGAAAUCCGCUCUAUAAUGGAAAUGGCUGAUGAAACCAGAAGCAUUUUUCAGCUUGUUCUCAAUCAACUCUUUACAUCAUGGAGACUGUUAACAGGGUAUGUGCCCCAUUUAUCAUCAUUGGUGUGAAGACCAGUGGAAACAAGUCAAUAAACCAUGUGGAACAGAAUACAUGUAAUAUAAAAUUGUGUGUUUGCCCUAAUGGUACAAAAGAAAAUAGCUGGUAAAGAUUGAUAAAAAAAAUUAUAAUACUUUCAUUUUUUUUUAGAAGUUAAAAACAAGUUAAAAUUCCAGUGUAGCUUGAAGCCAAGAACCAAGAACCUUUCUUGUGCAAUUUUCUCACUUACAAAAAAUAAGUGACAACUUUGAUUUGAACCAAUCAGAAAGCAUCUUUCAACAAAGAUCACUUGUAAAACAAAACAUGUGAUUGCAAAGGUUCUUGGGUACACAUAGACCUUUAAGCGUUAACCAGCCACUGAUCAAGUGCAACACUACAAAGUGUCUCAGUUCCUUGGAACCAAUAUAAAUUUUAGCUAAGCAUAAAACAAAUGUUUGCUUAAUAAUCCAUGCUAGUAUUUUAUUGAUUUACCAAAGACAGUAUGUCAUGCACUUGCGAUUGUUUUAUUUUAUAAUACAGUACAUUAUACCCAUAGAUGAAUUUCAGAAUAGAGGUCAGAGAGGCUAUGACAAACUUGCAUGUACAUAAUAAUAUGAAAGAUGUAUUCAACUUUAUGCUAGACAAAGUGUAAAUCUAUUUAUGAAGCAUUUUGUGAAGUCUAACAGUAUCAUAAUGGAAUUAGAGAGUACUGUAAGUAUAUCUAAUUCAUAGAGUAAAGGCUAUCAGACAAUAUCAAAAAAGUCAAUAAAAAAUGGGGUCCUACAUUAGA
Exaiptasia diaphana is the source of this 3209-nucleotide messenger RNA. Its product is annotated as synembryn-A. The transcript has 5 exons. NCBI's taxonomy places the organism in Eukaryota, Metazoa, Cnidaria, Anthozoa, Actiniaria, Aiptasiidae. Gene Ontology annotation, molecular function: G-protein alpha-subunit binding; guanyl-nucleotide exchange factor activity. The coding region runs from base 17 to 1936 and encodes 639 amino acids. Gene Ontology annotation, cellular component: cytoplasm. The record is from RefSeq and is a predicted model, not a curated record. Gene Ontology annotation, biological process: G protein-coupled receptor signaling pathway.